AUGACGCUGGUGAGAAAAACUCUACGAGACACACACAGAAACAUGUCAAGCAAUGAAAAGGUCAGUAGUACCGGCCAUUCAACAAGCCCAAUGGUAGGGAUAACAUGGAAAAGAGAACGUUCACCUACGGCUGAAAUGCAGGCAUCUGCAUUGUAUCACUGCACCGUACAGAAACAACUAGAACUUCUGCAUAAGCUACCUUCGCUCACUGCGGGCCCUUGUUUCAGAAACGCCGAACAUUACAUUAGCGGCGGCAACAGCAGCAGCAGCAAUUCUAAAGUGACGGGUAAUGAUCGGUCCCACGCAUUAGAGGCGCUUGGUCUUUGGGUUACUGAGGUGCCCAUGGGAGAUUGCAAAAACAGUGCGGAGCGGCAAACACCAAUUGAUUAUUACGGUGAGUACGCAAGAUCCGUGUUGCGGGAGUCUGUUAUUCGCCAAGGUUUUUGUCACAACGCAUUGUAUUCAAUAAAGAAGGAACAAGGCAAAGAAAGCAUAAACGGGAAGCAGGGAAGUGGUAAAGUUGCUCGUACCAUACAUAACUCACUGCCUGACUUCUGGGGAAUCGCACGUCAAUCACAAUGA
Trypanosoma brucei brucei TREU927 is the source of this 582-nucleotide messenger RNA. RefSeq lists its product as hypothetical. The transcript has a single exon. The coding region runs from base 1 to 582 and encodes 193 amino acids. Lineage: Eukaryota; Euglenozoa; Kinetoplastea; Trypanosomatida; Trypanosomatidae. The record is from RefSeq and is a predicted model, not a curated record.